AUGCUGUCAAAAUUGCGACAAAGUGGACUGGACACCAACGUUCGGGAAGUAUUUGAUGCACCCUCAUUAGCUGUAUUAGCUAAGUCUCUGAGCCAUCAUAUAGCAAUCAGUACUCCACCCAAUCUGAUUACCGUUGAAAGCACAGUUAUUAGUCCAGAAAUGUUGCCGCUUAUCGAUCUAUCGCAGCAAGAGAUUGAUGUGCUGGUCGAACAAGUGCCUGGUGGUAUAUCCAAUAUUCAAGAUAUUUAUGGAUUAGCACCAUUACAAGAAGGCAUCUUAUUUCAUCAUUUGAUGGCCGAACAAGGCGAUCCGUACUUAAUCAUAAAUAGUUUAGAAUUUAAUGAUCGAGCAAUGCUGAAUCGCUAUGCAGCCGCUUUGCAACAAGUGAUUGAACGACACGAUAUUUUACGCACUGCCUUUGUAUGGGAAGGAAUCAGUGAACUGGCACAAGUAGUCUUGCGCCACGUUCCAUUCUUACUCACUGAAGUCACGCUGGAUAAUACCAACUCAGUACUAGAGCAGCUUACACAUCGCUACAAUUCAAUUCACUACCGAAUGGAUCUCAAAUGUGCACCACUAUUGCGUCUGCUAGCUGCGCAAACAUCUGAAGGGAACUGGAUUGUAUUGAGAUUGAUGCACCAUAUAAUUGGUGACUACGUUACUGUACAGAAACUAAAUGCAGAGGUGCGUACGAUUAUCGAAGGACAGAGUGAACAGUUGUUAACACCCACACCAUUCCGGCAUCUAGUGGCUCAGGCUCGUCUUGGAGUUAGUCAGGCCGAACACACGCAGUUCUUUAGAGAAAUGCUUAGCGAUGUUAAUACACCAACCCUACCGUUUGGUUUGAGCCACAUUCAUGACGAUGAAACUGAGAUCGAUCAUGAGCACCUGAAGCUGUCACAGGAACUCAAUAAUCGAUUGCGAGCCCUUGCACGUAAUUUCCAUGUCACUCUAGCCAGUUUAUGUCAUUUGGCCUGGGCACAAGUACUUGCCUGUGCUAGCGGAAAUGAAACAGUGGUAUUCGGUACUGUGCUACUUGGUCGCCUACAGACUGGAGAAGGAAAUGAGAAUGUUAUGGGUAUGUUGAUAAACACGCUACCGUUGCGGCUGGAUAUCGAUGAUACUACAGUCGAAAACGCUGUACGCAACGCUCAUUCGCGUUUGAGUGCUUUACUGUCUCAUGAAUAUGCAUCACUGGCUUUAGCGCAACGUUGUAGUGGAGUGGCAUCUUCUGUGCCUCUUUUCAACGCAUUGCUAAACUAUCGCCAUAAAUCUCAGACCGAACAUACCAUCGAACCAUCCGCUGGCAUGAAUAUUGUCAGUAGUGAAGGAAGAACAAAUUACCCAAUAAAUCUGUCAGUGGACGAUGACGACAAUACGCUCAGUUUCAUAGUUCAUGUAGUGUCGCCGCUGUCAGCAGCGAGGAUUUGUGGUUAUAUGCAACAGGCUUUCUUCUCACUUGCUGAUGCAUUAACACAUACACCACAACAAUCUGUACGGACAUUGACAGUGAUGCCGCCCAAAGAACGAGAGAUGCUGUUGCAUACAUGGAAUCUAACGACUGUCAAUUAUCCAUCUGCUUGUUGUCUUCAUCAAUUAUUUGAGGCACAGGUGGAGCGUAGCGGACAAGAUAUAGCGGUACAAUUUGAAGGAGAAACUUUGAGCUACGAAGAACUCAAUGCACAAGCUAACCGAUUGGCUCAUCAUUUGAUCACGCGAGGAGUUAAGCCAGAUGAUCACAUCGCCGUUUGCGUUAAGCGAGGCACUAAAUUACCCAUAGCUCUAUUGGGAAUUCUGAAAGCCGGCGGCGCUUAUGUACCACUUGAUCCGGAAUACACUUGUGAACGGUUACAAAACAUUUUGGUGGAUGCGAACCCACUGUAUUUGUUGGCAGAUGCCACUGGCCAAAAAGCACUUGGAGAUCAUCAUGUGUCUGUAGUAAAUUUGGACCAUAUGUUACCCGAUGGCCUGUCCAGUGAUAAUCCGGAUUCCUCAAAACUCGGUUUAACUUCAUCUCAUUUGGCAUAUAUAAUUUAUACUUCUGGUUCCACCGGAAGACCGAAAGGGGUGAUGGUUGAACAUGAAUCUGUGAUCAAUUUGAUUCGUACCCAAAGUUCUGUUUUUGGAACAACGCCGAUCAGCCGUGUCUUGCAGUUUGCUUCUUGUUCUUUUGAUACAAGCAUAUGUGAAAUCGUAACGACUUUAACAAGUGGGGCCUGUCUUUGCUUGCCCAACGAAAAAGUUCGCCAGACAGAUGCUGCCUUGAUUAGUUAUUUAAGUACUGAAAAGAUUACUCAUGCAACUCUACCACCCGCUCUGUUCCGGAACACACAAGAUCUAAUUGAUUCAACUAGUUUGGAAGUCUUGAUUUUGGGUGGUGAAACACCCUCGUUAUCAUUGUUACAAGCUGCCUCUAAACACACGAUGGUUCUAAAUGUGUAUGGUCCCACUGAGACCACUGUUAUUGCGACCAUUUGGUCAUGUCCGACUAAUUUUUCCAGUCAUUCAAUACCAAUCGGUCGUCCGUUGUCCAAUACACGAGUUUAUUUGCUAGAUGCACAUGGUGAGCCGGUACCACUGGGAGUCGAGGGUGAAAUGUAUAUUGGCGGUGCUGGCGUGGCUCGUGGCUACAUGAAUCGACCUGAGCUUACCGCUGAACGUUUUCUUCCCGAUCCAUUUAGUGAGAUGCCAGCAGCACGCAUGUAUCGUACUGGAGACCUGGCACGAUAUUUAUCUGAUGGCAAUCUCAUUUAUAUGGGACGUACCGACCAACAAAUUAAAAUUCGUGGCUUCCGAAUUGAGCCUGGAGAGAUUGAAGCCCGCCUUAUUGAAAAUCCAUUAGUGCACGAAGCGGUUGUUUUGCCUUGGAAAAAUGGCUCAGAUACUAAUGAGCGACUAGUCGCUUAUGUGGUGGCCGAAACAGAUACGUUGCUGGCACAGAACCUACGCACCUACUUAGUAUCUUUACUACCUGAUUAUAUGAUACCGGCAGCUUAUGUGUGUUUAUCAUCAUUGCCACUCACACCUAAUGGCAAACUAGAUAGGAGUGCACUGCCGCCUCCGGACGAUGAAGCAUUCGUCCGUCAAUCGUAUGAAGCUCCGAAUGGUGAAAUGGAAGAAAAACUAGCCGCCAUAUGGAGUGAACUUUUGGGUAUUGAACGUAUCAGUCGACAUGACAAUUUCUUCGCAUUGGGCGGCCAUUCCCUUCUAAUCAUACGGUUACUGUCACAGUUACGACAAAUCGGACUUGACACUAGCGCCCCAGAAGUUUUUAAUACUCCCACCUUAGCCUCAAUGGCUAAAACUCUCGGAAAGCACAAAUCAGUCAGCAUCCCACCCAACCUUAUUACUAAAGAAUGCACGAUGAUUACUCCAGACAUGUUGCCACUUAUCGAUCUAUCUCAAGCCGAAAUUGAUUCAUUGAUCGCACAAGUGCCAGGAGGUUUGGUUAAUAUUCAGGACAUUUAUGGGCUAGCGCCAUUACAGCAAGGCAUUUUGUUCCAUCAUUUGAUGGCUGAACACGGUGAUCUAUACUUAUUGAUUAAUCAUCUGCAAUUUGAGGACAGAGUAGCACUUGAUAAUUACGUAACUGUUAUGCAAAAAUUGAUUGAACGACACGAUAUACUUCGGACCAUUUUUAUAUCGGAAGGACUCAGUGAACCGGCGGCAGUCGUUUUGCGUCAAGUUCGAUCGAUACUCACUGAAGUCACACUAGAUGAUUCCAAUGAGUUGGUGCUAAAACAACUAAGCAACCGCUUCAACCCACGUUACUACCGUCUUGACCUGAAACAGGCACCGCUAUUGCAUUUGGUAGCUGCACCAACAUCUGAAGGAGGCUGGAUGGCAUUACAAAUAAUGCACCAUCUAAUUGGUGACCACGAUACACUGAACAGAUUGUAUAGCGAAGCCCAGAUAAUAAUUGAUGGACAAAGUGAUAAGUUAGAAACGCCCACUCCAUUCCGUAAUGUAGUGGCACAAGCUCGUCUAGGUGUUUAUCAAGCCAAACAUACUCAAUUCUUUAGUGAAAUGUUGGCUGACGUUGAUUCGCCGACCUUGCCGUUUGGUCUGCGCAACGUUCAUGUCGAUGGCACUGAGGUCGACAAAUGGCACCUGAAGCUGUCACAAGAACUCAAUAAUCAAUUGCGAUCCCUUGCACGUCAUUUACAUGUUAGCUUGGCCAGCCUUUGUCAUUUGGCUUGGGCACAAGUACUUGCUAAAGCCAGUGGACACAAGACAGUUGUCUUCGGCACCGUACUAUUCGGUCGUCUACACUCCGAAGGAAAUGCCAGUACGGUGGGGCUAUUGAUAAACACACUACCAAUGAGGCUGGAUAUUGAUGAGAGAACGGUAGAGAGCACCAUGCGUCUUACUCACUCACGUUUGAGUGCAUUGCUAGAGCAUGAACAUGCAUCGCUUGCGUUGGCACAACGCUGUAGCGGAGUUCCAGCUACUUUGCCACUUUUUAAUGCGUUAUUGAAUUAUCGUCAUAAUCAGCCGAGCGCAGAGGUCACUAAGUCAAUCCAUGGGGUCACAUUCCUAAGCGCUGAGGAGCGAACAAAUUAUCCAAUAACUCUAUCGGUGGAAGACGACAGUGAGACGCUGGGCUUGACAGCUCAAGUGGUGUCGCCUAUAUCAGCAGCACGGAUUUGUAGUUAUAUGCAACAGGCUCUCGUCUCGCUUUCCAAUGCACUAACACACACACCACAGAAACCUGUGCGAACGUUGACGGUGAUGCCGCGUGAAGAACGAGAGAUGCUAUUAUAUAGUUGGAACCAAACGACUGUCAAUUAUCCACCUAUUUGUUGCCUUCAUCAAUUAUUCGAGAUGCAG
Molecule: messenger RNA, 4830 nt
Organism: Contarinia nasturtii (swede midge)
Lineage: Eukaryota; Metazoa; Arthropoda; Insecta; Diptera; Cecidomyiidae
Product: linear gramicidin synthase subunit D-like
Exons: 1
Biological process (GO): amino acid activation for nonribosomal peptide biosynthetic process; secondary metabolite biosynthetic process
Cellular component (GO): cytoplasm
Molecular function (GO): catalytic activity; phosphopantetheine binding
Source: RefSeq, a predicted model, not a curated record